AUGGCCCAAGAAGCAGUUCCUGAGCGGAUGAAGGCGCUGCGACUCCAGGAAUACAACCAGAGCUAUGUUCUACGCAACGACGUGCCUGUCCCAGUCCCACAGACGGGAGAGGUCCUCGUGAGACUUGCGGCAUCUAGCUUCUGUCAUACUGACUUCCAGGUUAUCCAAGGUGUCUACAAGACCAAGUUGCCAGUCACUGGAUCACAUGAGCCAGCUGGAACAGUUGCAGCACUUGGUGAGGGCGUCAAGGGCAACUGGAAGGUUGGGGAUCGAGUGGGUGUGCUGAACUUUCGAAACCCUUGCGGCUCAUGUAGCGGCUGCAAAUGGGCUCUAGAAGAUCUUGGGUCCCUUGAUCCUCGAUUCUGCAAGGAUAUUACCAUGGCCGGGAUUUUAGGGGCAGACGGAGGGUUCGCCCAGUAUAUGGUGGCCCCUGAAGAUACCCUUGUCACAAUCCCGGACACCGUAUCCUUUGAACAGGCAGCGCCAUUGAUGUGCGCAGGAGUGACGGUAUGGAACGCUAUUAAGCAGACAGGCCUGAAGAAGGGGGACUCAAUCGGGAUCGUGGGCAUCGGCGGCCUAGGGGUUCUUGCAAUCCAGUUCGCCAAAGCGUUGGGAUAUCAGGUCGUUGCGGUCGACAACCGUGAUAUUGGCCUAAGAUUAGCCUCCCAAGUACCCUCUCAUCUCAAGCCGGAUGCGAUCGUCAAGUUCGGUGACGAAGAGGCGGCCAAGCAGAUAUCAGAUCUGACCAGAGACAUCGGACUACACGGCGCCGUUGUAUGCACCGACGACGUACAGGCAAGUGACUGGGCCCUUCAUCAGUUGCGACCCAGGGGCGUUUGUGUUGUGCUGGGGUUGCCCGAGCAGGGCUACAAGUUUGACGCGUUCAACCUCGUGUUUAGAGAGAUUGUCGUCAAGGGGUCGAUCUUCACGAGUGCGGAUGAGGCUCGGAAGAUGCUCGAGGUUGUUGGACGAGAGGGCGUGCGUAGUCACCUCACGAUACUCAAGCUAGAGCAGGGAGAAGUUAUCUAUGACAAGGUAGCAGCGCACGACUUUGAUGGGCGAUUAGUCGUCACUAUAGAUUGA
Messenger RNA from Fusarium vanettenii 77-13-4, 1083 nucleotides. RefSeq lists its product as uncharacterized. Bases 1 to 1083 code for a protein of 360 amino acids. The transcript is spliced from 3 exons. The record is from RefSeq and is a predicted model, not a curated record. NCBI's taxonomy places the organism in Eukaryota, Fungi, Ascomycota, Sordariomycetes, Hypocreales, Nectriaceae. Gene Ontology annotation, molecular function: oxidoreductase activity.